Sarcophilus harrisii (Tasmanian devil) is the source of this 3002-nucleotide messenger RNA. RefSeq names its product family with sequence similarity 241 member B (gene FAM241B). Gene Ontology annotation, cellular component: intracellular membrane-bounded organelle. The transcript has 3 exons. The coding region runs from base 147 to 509 and encodes 120 amino acids. The record is from RefSeq and is a predicted model, not a curated record. Lineage: Eukaryota; Metazoa; Chordata; Mammalia; Dasyuromorphia; Dasyuridae.
GUCAUGUCAGGCAGGAGGAAGUGGGAGGUGGGGCCGGAGCGCUAGCAGCCGCCCCUCAGCUGCAGGAGCCAGGCCGGCCGGCGGUGGACAGCGACCGGGCCCGGGAGCUGCAUCCGCACAGGUCCCGUCCACCUGUGCCUCUGAAGAUGGUGAGGAUCCUAGCCAAUGGAGACAUUGUACAAGAUGAUGACCCCCGAGCCAGGGCCAGCACCACCUUUCGGAACAUUACAUCUCGGCAGAACUUUUUCACCAGAGGAGAUGGCCAGCCUCAUGGGGGCCCGGCGCCAAAUAUCCAUCACCUGGGGCCCAGGCCGGGUGCCCAUCGCUCCCCAUUCUCUGACAUCAACCAGCAGCUGGUGAACCUGGGCUUCCCGCUGUGGCACCUGGGGGACCAGGUGGUGGAGCCUGUGAUGUCCAUCCUCCUGCUCUUCCUGGUCAUGAUGCUGGGAGUUCGGGGGCUGCUGCUGGUGGGCCUUGUCUACAUGGUGUCCCAGCUGAGCCUUCGAUGACCCUGGGGAGGGGCGGGGAGGGGAGCUCCUGGGAGAGGUGUGAGUGUGUGAGUGUGAGUGUGUGUGAGAAUAUGAGAGUGUGUGCGUGUGUGUGUGUGUGUGUGUUCCAGUGUCUGGAUAACUGAAUGAGGGGUGACUGGUGAGGGUUGGGCCCUUCCAUGAGGAAAAGGCCCAAGGAAACGGGUGCCCACUGCGUCCCCUCGUGCCCCUUGUCUGUCAGGAGAAGCCUUGUCCCAAGUGGGGCUGCUGACCCAGGAGGCUUUCAGCUUCUCAGACCCCAUCUCCUGUUUCACCCUUGUAGCUGGAAGACCACGUUAGAGAAGAUCCCCAAAUCCUCUUAGUUCCUCCAUUAGCCUUGACUUCAGCCAGGGAUGGAGGCUGGGUCCUCCAGGCCCUUCUUGCCAAACCUCCUCUGUGUCCCCAGGGAUUUUCCCUUUUUCCUUCCAUCUCCAGCAAUUCCCAGGAGGAGAUCCAGCCCCCAGAGAGUCAGGCCACUGAGCUUUGCUAACCGUGGCUGCAGGACGAGUUCUCCCCAAGCAGACCAAAGUCUGGAGGUGAUUUUUGACUUGGCAGGUCCCAGGCAGAAGAAGGGCCAUUGGGAAGGGACUAGAGGGAGUGGCUGACCCCUAAGGUUGAGCCACAGGACUUUAUAACUCUCCUUGAGUCUGAAAGGGAGGCGGCUUUAUUUAUUUAUUUUUUAAUUGUACGGCUCUUAUCCUGAAGUCUCUGGCUGGGCUGUGUACAGACCGAAUGGGACCUGGAUGGGAGUGGGGACCAUUUCUUCGUGUAUUAUAGGAGAGGGAAGGUGGCAGGUGUGCAAGAAGGACUCAGUCACUGCCUUGGGACCAAAUCCCGCCCUCUUUAAAGGCCUUUUUUCUAAGAUUUUUUGGGGGGAGAGGACAGGGGCAGGUCUAAAAGAGCUUCAGCUGAGCAGGCUCAGUCCUGGAGACCAGGCAGCUCUGGUAGAGUGUGUGUGAAUGGACACAAACCCAACCCUUUCUGGGGGGCCAGUUUCAUGGCCAGGGCUUCACUGGAACGUGGCUCGGAGAUGGGAAGUCUGGCCCUGAUGGGGGAGGGGCGGACCAUGGGGGACCCCAACUACUGGAGGGAUCACUGACGUUCCAGGGAUACUGGCGGGCUCUCUGUCGGAACAUGACUCCUUUCUCAAGGCAAGUCUCUGCGGUGUCUUAUUUGUGGGCUGGGAGGGGGACAGCUUGGUAUGGGACAGACUCCUGAUGGGCCUUCUCCCACCAAAUGGAGUCUCAUCUGGCUCAGAUGUUGUGUGUGCCGAGGAGUCUUUCAGCAGGAGAAAGUUAGGGGGUAGCCAGAAAUGGGAGGGGGCUGCUGCAUGAAAUGGUAUGGAAGUGGAACUCAGUAAACACAGGUGGAGCUGACCUUGAAUUAGAAAACUGGGGGUCUCCCCAUCUGAUGGGAACAAAGAUCCAAAACUGGGGUCUCCUCAUCUGAUGGGAACAGAAAUCCCAAAGGGGGGGGGGUCCUCAUCUGAUGGGAACAGAAAUCCAAAAUGUGGGUUUGGUUUGGGAGGAGAGAGAGAGGGAGGGUGGGAUUUCUUUUUUUUCCCAUCUCCCUCAGUCUCCACAUCCAGAUGGAAUCCCUGUGUCCCAGUGGUGAUCCUUUAAGGUUGUUUCUCUCUUGGAUGGAGUGGAUCAUUGAGGCUAGAUUUCCCUAUAGACCAGGGUCUUCCAGGGUGGGCUUGAGGUGUUAAUCCUGCCAUAUAAGGCCAGCUUUGGGAGGUUUCUGCUAAUCCUUUCACUAAUCCCCCUAAGUGGCUACAUUUCCAAGUCAGUUUGGAUUUGCAGCCUGAUGCUCUGGGUAUUGCCCUCCCCUUCCUCCAAGUGAGUCAUUAACUUUGAUUGACUUGGGGCUGGUAACCCCCGGCUGCCCCCCACCCUCCGGCUUUCAGCCUGCUGAUUGGCCCGCCCGUGGAAGAAGGAAUGACCUUUAUGAAUGGGAUAAUGGGAUCGCCACAGCCUGAGCUGGAAAUGACCUUAAGGUGACUCUGAAUGGAAGCUCUAGGAUUGAGUGACUUGCCCACACAGCUAGUGAGUGAGCUUGGAGGCUGAUCUGUCCUUCAGCACCCUCCUUCCAGACAGACAUCACCUGGAUGUCCCCUCUGACCUCCUCGCUCUUCAGGGGGAGGGAGAGAUCCCGUUUGGUAGCUGGGAAGACAGGUAGCAGGCAGGGAAGUGUCCAUCCAAAGUCAGAGCCCUGCACUUCAAUGCUUUCAUCAGUGACAGGCCAUGGUUUUCUUAGCUGUCACAGUGAGGAAAGAACCCCAAGUGGAGGAGUUGUUGAGGGUCAGGCCUGGAAAAACUUUACUUCUUUUUUUAUUUUAUUUUAUUUUUAUUUUAGCGAGAAGAAAAUCCAUUAACAAGUAUUUAUUAAACACCUACUAUGUGCCAGGGAAUUCAAUAGCAAAAGUCAAACUUUCCUUGUUAUUCAGUCACAUCUGACUCUUCGUGAUCCAUCUGG